Leucoraja erinaceus (little skate) is the source of this 1267-nucleotide messenger RNA. RefSeq lists its product as uncharacterized. Gene Ontology annotation, molecular function: nucleic acid binding. The record is from RefSeq and is a predicted model, not a curated record. Lineage: Eukaryota; Metazoa; Chordata; Chondrichthyes; Rajiformes; Rajidae. Gene Ontology annotation, biological process: DNA integration.
UUACUGGUUGGUUGGAGCAAAGAGGUGCAUCAGUGGUUUCCUCUUCAGGUGCGUCAUCUGCAGGAAACUCCGUGGUAAGAAUGAGCACCAGCAGAUGGCCGACCUUCCAGCGGAACGACUACAAGUGGCACCACCCUUCACUUAUGUGGGUGUCGACGUGUAUGGCCUUUGGGAGGUGGCAUCACGCCAUACAAGAGGAGGGCACAGCAACAACAAGAGAUGGGCUGUGUUGUUCUCCUGCAUGUGUACCAGAGCUGUGCACAUUUAUAUGUUAGAGAACAUGAGUGCUAGCAGGUUUAUCAAUGCCCUGAGGAGGUUUUUUGCCAUCAGCGGGCCAGCAAAGCAGAUACGAUCAGACUGCGGCACUAACUUUGUUGGUGCCAGUCAUGAGCUGAAGAUGGGUGAUUCAAGCACCAGCUCCGACAGCGUCGAGAAAUACCUCCAGGAUCAGAAGUGUACAAUGGUAUUCAAUCCACCCCAUUCCUCCCACAUGGGUGGUGCUUGGGAGCGGAUGAUCGGUGUCACCCGUCGUAUUGUCGACUACAUGCUCCUCCACAAUGGAGCAGCCCACCUCACACAUGAGGUCUUAACAACAUUUAUGGCAGAGGUCACAGCCGUGAUUAAUGCAAGACCCCUCAUCCCUAUGUCUUCGGACCCAGAGUCACCUUUCAUCCUGACUCCAGCUACACUCUUGACUCAGAAGACAGACAUUCCCCUUUCUCCUCCUGGUGACUUUAUGAAAGGAGUUCUUCUCAAACAAGAAUGGAAACUUGUUCAGAGCCCAGCGGACUUUUGGAGCAGGUGGGAUCAGGAGUAUCUUGUUACUCUGCAAAGCCGAAGCAAGUGGUUGGACACAAGGCAAAAUCUUAAAGAAGGAGACAUCGUCCUCCUGAAGGACAAACAGGCCAGAAAAAAUGAAAGGGCCAUGGCCAAAGACCUUUCCAAGUCAGGAUGGGAAGGUUCGGACAGUGGAAGUCAGAAUCUUCAAGGAUGGAGGCUAGAAGCUCUAAUCCUUGUGAUUGAGGCAGUGCAGCAUAGGUUCACGAGAUUGAUACCUGGGAUGGCGGGACUGUCAUAUGAGGAAAGAUUGAAAAAAACUAGGCUUGUCUAUAUUACUAAAACUCUUGACCGGUUUUGGCGAUCUGUGCUGCGAUUUCCGAGAGAACACCGCCACCUACGGCCGUAAUUUUUGGCCACCUCGCUCAGAGCCCCCCUCCACCGUAUGUGUGCCGAGGGUUUUUCCCGUCGAUGAAAUAUGACAGAGAUA